AUGGGCGAUCAGAAUAAACCAAAACCCAAAACAAUACCUAAAUGGCUGAACUUUGUCAUCGGAGGCACAAGUGGAAUGAUGUCGACCUGCUUCGUCCAACCGGCGGAUUUGGUGAAAACACGGAUGCAACUGAUGGGCCCGGCGGGGAAGAAGGUAUCCACGUUAGCAGUGGCCCGCGAGGUCGCUCGGAAGGAAGGGGUGCGUGGCUUCUACAGAGGGCUCACGGCCGCGCUGUUCCGACAAGCCACAUACACCACGGGCAGAAUGGGCUGCUUCAACUCUUUGUUGGAGUACUACAAGAGUACCUAUGGUGGAACUCCGAAUUUUGCAACUAAAAUCUGCUUGGGCAUGGUAGCUGGUGGCGUGGGCGCGUUCGCCGGCACUCCGGCUGAAGUGGCCCUCGUACGGAUGACGGCCGACGGACGUCUGCCCAAAGAACAGAGGAGGAAUUAUACGAACGUUUUCAAUGCCCUUGGAAGGAUCACAAGAGAAGAAGGUGUUACAGCGUUAUGGCGCGGCGCUGGGGCCACUAUAACCAGAGCUAUGGUGGUGAAUGCGGCUCAGCUCGGGACAUAUGCACAAGCUCGAGAAGCUCUGCUUCCGUCAAUGGGAGAAGGCAUAUUGUUACAUUUCUGUGCUUCAAUGAUCUCCGGCCUGGUGACAAGUGCUGCUUCUUUGCCUGUUGAUAUCGUCAAAACAAGAGUGCAGAACGCAGCUAAAGGCACAGGUCAAGUGACAGUGCUCCUGAGCAUUAUCAAGAACGAGGGUGUGUUCGCUUUGUGGAGAGGUUUCUUGCCGACAUACGCCAAGAUUGGACCACACACUGUCUUAACAUUUAUAUUCAUGGAACAACUCAACUCUUUGUAUUUCAAAAUGGCUUGA
Messenger RNA from Bombyx mandarina (wild silkworm), 882 nucleotides. RefSeq names its product mitochondrial 2-oxoglutarate/malate carrier protein. Lineage: Eukaryota; Metazoa; Arthropoda; Insecta; Lepidoptera; Bombycidae. The record is from RefSeq and is a predicted model, not a curated record.